This is a messenger RNA of Triticum turgidum subsp. durum (durum wheat), 1572 nucleotides long. The record is from the annotation of a GenBank genome assembly. NCBI's taxonomy places the organism in Eukaryota, Viridiplantae, Streptophyta, Magnoliopsida, Poales, Poaceae.
AUGGAGGCCAGGGCGCCGUCGGCGGCGAGCGCGAGGGCCGUGGCGGCGCUCCUCGUCGCCGCCCUCCUGCUCGGCGCCCCCGUCUCCGCCUCGGCCGCGUCCUCGUACCCCGCAAAGGUCCUGGGCGGGCUCUUGACCAGCACGGCGACGGCGGUGGCGAAGAAGCUCUGGUCUCUCAAAUCGACCGCCAGGACGGCAGCGACGGCGGCGGCCUCCGGGAGGUCCAUGGUGAAGUACGAGGGCGGGUACGCGGUGGAGACGGUGUUCGACGGCAGCAAUCUGGGGAUCGAGCCGCACUCCGUCGAGCUCACCCCCGCCGGCGACCUGCUCCUGCUCGACUCCAUGAACAGCAACCUCUACAGGGUCCAGCUGCCCUUGUCCCGAUAUAGCAGGCCAAAGCUUGUCGCUGGUUCGCUUGAAGGAUUAUCUGGUCAUGUUGAUGGUAGGCUCCGGGAGGCCAAGCUGAACCACCCUAAGGGAUUUACAGUCGACGACAGGGGCAACAUUUAUGUUGCAGACGCUAUGAACAUGGCAAUAAGAAAGAUCAGUGAUACAGGGGUCACAACCAUUGCUGGGGGGAAAUCAAUGAGAGGUGGACACAUGGAUGGACCAAGCGACGAUGCAAAAUUUUCAACCGAUUUUGAAAUCCGCUAUAUCAGCAGUAGCUGCUCCCUCUUGGUCAUUGACAGAGGAAACCAAGCAAUUCGGGAGAUCCCACUCCAGCCUGAUGACUGUGAAUAUCAGGAUGAAGCUGGUUUCCCUCUAGGUGUUGCCUUGCUUUUUGCUGCUGGUUUCUUUGGUUACAUGCUUGCGUUGCUCCAGCGCCGUGUUUUAGGAAUGGUCUCAGCAACAGAGCCAUUCAAGCCUUCGUUUCGCCCGCCGCUGAUCCCAAAUGAAGACGAAGCUGGGAAACAUGAAGCUGAAGAGGGAUUCUUCACCUCGAUGGGCAAGCUCAUGGGAGGAGCAAAAUCAUCCGUGGCAGACAUGUUCUCCCGAAAGAAGCGCCCCGCAAGACAGCACCAUCAGCAGCACCAGCAGAGAAGGGCCAACCCUUGGCCAGUGCAAGAAAGCUACGCCAUCCCGCACGAGGAAACGCCUCCGCCGCUGGACUCGAGAGGGCCAACCCCUCAGAAGAACUACGCCUUUGUGACGACGGAGCCUGAGAAGGCUCACCACGUCCGGCAUGGGCAGCCCUAUCUUGGCGGUUGGGAUGCACGCGGCCCUCAACCGCCGCCGGAGCAGCAGCAAGUGUAUCCCCACCACCAGCAGCAGCACAGGCAGCCGCCGGAGCAGCAGGCGUACCAGCUGCAGCAGCAGCACCAGCAGAGGCGGCAGCCGGAGCAGCAGAUGUACCAGCUGCAGCAGCACAGGCAGUACUCCUCCGGGCCGCAGACCUUCUACGAGCAGAGCUGCGAGACGACGAACGAGGUGGUGUUCGGCGCGGUCCAGGAGGUGGACAGCAAGCGGCGCAUGGUGGAGAUCAAGGCGGUGAACUACGGCGACACCUUCUACGAGCAGUAUGGGAUGCGCUACCGCAACAACUACAUCGGCUACAACAGCAACAACUACUGA